AACCAAAACCAGUAGACCCAAAUCUUGUAAGUUUAAAAAAGAAUAACUACUGCAAAACUUCAUCUUAUACAUCAGCUACUUACACUUAUCUGAGGUGUUAAGCGCCGCCGCAUUUCGCAGUACAUUUGUUAUCAUGCUCGAUAAGUUUUUAACUUUUCUUAAUAAUAAUUAACAACAACAACGGAAUCCGGCAUUAUCUAUCAAACGUGGAUGGUCUGUCGCCACAGCCACAGCUCUUUACAGUGUCGACAAUGACCGCAAUAUUUUCGAAUAUUAUAUCUAAACUUACUUUAAAAAAUAUGAGUUAAACCUUUAACCAAAAAUUGUGCAGCUAUACACUUCUUUUCCCUUUUUAGCGUUCUUGAGUGCAUUGUAAAAGUUCGAUUUAACUAAAAGUGUUAAAUUUGGGGUGUUUUCCAAUGAACAAUUAUUAUUUUUUAAAGAACAAUGAGGUUUGUGUACCGGAAUACGCCGAAGCGGAGCUACGAAGACCUCUCCUCCCCCAGCUCCGUGCAGUCCGUCGAUAGUUACGAACUGUUCGGCAGCGCGGGCUCCGACUACUCGGACUGCGAGCUGUGCGACGAGCGCCGCCGCCGCACCAGGCACAGCGCCCCUACACCAGCGUCCUACAGCAACACAGCCCCUAGUAGUUCCCCCAGCGCCAUGGACCGCACAGACCGAGCCGAGCGCGAUGCGAGGGACCGCACACACUCGCCCGCGCAUGAGAACACGCCGCUGCUCGCUGCACCCCCGGCCCCGCCCGCUUACACUGUGGUCAGGGAUAGCGACUCUUUGGGACCGGCCGACUUAUCUUCAAAAGCUGUAUUAACCACAAUGGACAAAUUGGAAAGAGAUAAAGAAAAGAUCCCCGAAAGAAAGAAAAAACAGAGCUCUUUAGUCACUAUCUUCUCCCUAUGGAACACCACAAUGGGUUCCUCACUACUCACCAUGGCGUGGGGCGUGGAGCGCGCGGGGCUGGCGGCGGCGCUGGCGCUGCUGGCCGGCAUGGGCGCCGCCUGCCUCUUCACCGCACAUACGCUGCUGAGGGUUAAUAAGCACCACGGCGGCGCCACAUGCGAAGUACCAGCGCUAUGUCGCACCCUACUCGGCCGCACAGCAGAGACCAUCGCCCACGGGUUCAGCCUGCUAGUGCUGCUGGGAGCCAACAUCGUGUACUGGAUACUGAUUACUAACUUUCUGUACUUUACGGUCAAUUAUUUGAUGGAUUUGCCGACAACCUACGGCACAAUAUACAACACAACGCUAACUUGCCGCACCGACUUGAACGGUACAGUCGCGGACACGGCCGGCUCGCCGUACUGGGACCUGCACUCGACUGUACCGGUCUACGUCGCGUGUCUGGUGUUCCCGCUGCUGAUUAGCAAUAACGCGUCGUUUUUUACUAACUUCAACUCUUUGGGCACACUCUCAGUCCUCUACCUACUAAUCUUCGUGAUCUUCAAGGGCUCGGUCUGGGGCAUCAACUUCAACAGUACCCUAGUAGUGACGCACGCGGGCAAAGACGCCGCGGCUCUGAGUGGAAUGUUGGCCCUGUCGUUCUAUAUUCAUAAUAUUAUCAUUACAAUUAUGAAUAAUAAUGACCGGCAGGAGAAAAACGGGCGAGACCUGACGAUAGCGUUUGUUCUAGUCACAAUAACGUACACAUUGGUGGGAACUAUAUUCUACAUCUGCUUCCCGCUGGUCAAGACUUGCAUUGAAGACAAUCUACUGAACAAUUUUGAAAUGCACGAUGUGAUGACUGCCGUGGCAAGAGUACUUUUGCUAUUCCAAGUGAUAACAGUAUACCCACUAGUGGCCUACAUGCUGCGCAGCGAGGCCCUGCUGCUGCUCCCGCUGCGGGGGGCGGGGGGGGCGCUGCUGGUCAACGUGGGCAUUGUUACUGUGUGUGUGCUGUUCGCGUGCUUCUGUCCGAAUAUUAGCACUAUUAUCAGAUAUACGGGCGCCCUCUCCGGGCUAGUGCACGUGUUCGCACUGCCCGCGCUGCUGCAGGCGCGCUCGCUGCACGUGCGCGGGCGGCUCACGGCGGCGCGCGCUGCUCCUCACGUGUUUGUGCUGCUGCUGGGCGUGGCUAACUUCGCUAUGCAGUUCUUUAUUGACGAAUAGUGUGUAUAUAUAAUAUACUAGAUGUUCCGAGCUUUGCUUCGCCUUAAAAAGUUUUCCCGUGGGAA
Plutella xylostella (diamondback moth) is the source of this 2189-nucleotide messenger RNA. Its product is annotated as sodium-coupled neutral amino acid transporter 9 homolog. Gene Ontology annotation, molecular function: L-amino acid transmembrane transporter activity. Lineage: Eukaryota; Metazoa; Arthropoda; Insecta; Lepidoptera; Plutellidae. Gene Ontology annotation, cellular component: lysosomal membrane. The record is from RefSeq and is a predicted model, not a curated record. Gene Ontology annotation, biological process: amino acid transmembrane transport.